AUGAAUGAAAAUUUAGGAAGAACUGAGACUGAAAAAAAUAAUAAAAUCUUGAGAAUAUUAAAUGGAAGGGAUGAACUGAAGGGGAAAUAUAUUCUAAUUAGAUUUCCUUUAAGGAAUGCGAUAUUAAUUGCAUUAUUGACAAUGAUGUUUAGAGUUUGGAAAGGAAAUCUUAGAAAUUAA
Molecule: messenger RNA, 180 nt
Organism: Clunio marinus
Lineage: Eukaryota; Metazoa; Arthropoda; Insecta; Diptera; Chironomidae
Source: the annotation of a GenBank genome assembly